Jaculus jaculus (lesser Egyptian jerboa) is the source of this 2268-nucleotide messenger RNA. It is a transcript of the gene Samd1, whose product is annotated as sterile alpha motif domain containing 1. NCBI's taxonomy places the organism in Eukaryota, Metazoa, Chordata, Mammalia, Rodentia, Dipodidae. The record is from RefSeq and is a predicted model, not a curated record. Gene Ontology annotation, molecular function: DNA binding; protein binding.
GGCCGGGCGGGAGGCAUGGCGGGGCCCCCGGCCCUACCCCCGCCGGAGACGGCGGCGGCCGCCACCACGGCGGCCGCCGCUUCCUCGUCCGCCGCUUCCCCGCACUAUCAAGAGUGGAUUCUGGACACCAUCGACUCGCUGCGCUCGCGCAAGGCGCGGCCGGACCUGGAGCGCAUCUGCCGGAUGGUGCGGCGGCGGCACGGCCCGGAGCCGGAGCGCACGCGCGCCGAGCUCGAGAAACUGAUCCAGCAGCGCGCCGUGCUCCGGGUCAGCUACAAGGGGAGCAUCUCGUACCGCAACGCGGCGCGCGUCCAGCCGCCCCGGCGCGGAGCCACCCCGCCGGCUCCGCCGCGCGCCCCCCGCGGGGGCCCCGCCGCCGCCAGUGCCGCGCCGCCGCCCACGCCCGCCCCGCCGCCGCCGCCGCCGCCGCCACCACCGCCCGCGCCCGUCGCCGCCGCCCCGGCCCGGGCGCCCCGCGCGGCCACCGCCGCCACAGCGCCCCCCUCGCCCGGCCCCGCGCCGCCGCCGCCGCCACCUCCGCCGCCGCCGCCGGGGCCCCGCGCGCAACGGGCCGCGCCCCUGACCGCGCCGCCGCCCGCGCCCGCCGUUCCCCCGGCGGUGGCUCCUCCGGCCGGCCCGCGCCGCGCCCCCCCUCCUGCCGUCGCCGCCCGGGAGCCGCCGCUGCCUCCGCCGCCGUCACAGCCGCCGGCGCCGCCACAGCAGCAGCAGCCACAGCCGCCGCCGCCGCCGCAGCCACAGCCGCCGCCGCCGGAGGGGGGCGCGGCGCGGGCCGGCGGCCCGGCGCGGCCCGUGAGCCUGCGGGAAGUCGUGCGCUACCUCGGGGGUAGCGGCGGAGCCGGCGGCCGCCUCACCCGCGGCCGCGUGCAGGGUUUGCUGGAAGAGGAGGCGGCGGCGGCGCGAGGCCGCCUGGAGCGCACCCGCCUCGGAGCGCUUGCGCUGCCCCGCGGGGACAGGCCCGGACGGGCGCCUCCAGCCGCCAGCGCCCGCGCGUCGCGGAGCAAGAGAGGUGGAGAAGAGCGGGUGCCUGAGAAAGAAGAGGAAGAUGAUGACGAAGACGACGAAGAUGAUGAGGACGAUGUGUCAGAGGGCUCGGAAGUGCCUGAGAGUGACCGUCCUGCAGGUGCCCAGCACCACCAGCUUAAUGGCGAGAGGGGUCCUCAAAGUGCCAAGGAGAGGGUCAAAGAGUGGUCGCCCUGCGGACCUCACCAGGGCCAGGAUGAAGGGCGGGGGCCAGCGCCCGGCAGUGGCACCCGCCAGGUGUUCUCUUUGGCGGCCAUGAGUAAAGAAGGGGGUUCAGCCUCUGUUGCCGCUGGUCCCGAUUCUCCACGUCCUGUGCCUUUACCUCCAGGAAAACCAGCCCUACCUGGGACCGAUGGGACCCCCUUUGGCUGUCCCCCUGGGCGCAAAGAGAAGCCAGCUGACCCAGUGGAGUGGACCGUCAUGGACGUGGUGGAGUACUUCACUGAGGCGGGCUUCCCAGAGCAGGCCACUGCUUUCCAAGAACAGGAAAUCGAUGGCAAGUCUCUGUUGCUGAUGCAACGGACAGAUGUCCUGACAGGCCUGUCCAUCCGCCUGGGUCCAGCCCUGAAGAUAUACGAGCACCACAUUAAGGUGCUCCAGCAAGGCCACUUUGAGGAUGACGAUGCGGAUGGCUUUGUAGGCUGAGCGUCCAGCCUUGCCCCCUUUGCCCCCUGCCCAUCCCAGCCCCAGUCUGACCCAGGAUGUCUCCCCUAAGUCCAGGAGCUGGGGGUGGAAACACCCUCAACCCUCCUAAGAGACUCCAAGGAUUGGGGGGGCGCCCUUCCUGGCUCAUGUCUCCUCUUUGUCUCACAAUCCUGCCGCCCUUUAACACACCCCUUCUCCACAGGAGGAGUGGAAUAUGGGGUGGAACUUGACCUGCACAUUCACCCCACAAGGCCAGCCUUCCUCCCCAGGCCAGGACCCUUUUUUUUUUUUUUUGAAAAAUAAACAGGGGCGCUUCCUGUUGCCCCCAGACCCUCUUCAGUUCAGCCAGAUGUAUCUUAUAUAUAAAUGUUUUGUUCUGCCUGUUCAUCCUGGUGGGUGGUCUUGUCUCUCCACCAUCCACAUUCUCCCACCCAGCCCCUGGGGAACAGCUGGGGUUGGGGCGGGGGUCCCUGGGUCCUCCCCCCCCUUUCUUUCUGUCUGUCAAUCGUCGCUCCAGCUGGCUGUAUUGCUUUUUAAUAUUGCACCGAAGGUUUUUUAAAUAAAAUUUAAAAAAAAAAGGAA